GGGAAACCUGAACUGAAAUCAUAGCUGUUCCUGCUCACGGAAAGACAGUCGUUACUUCGUCGUCUACCGCCUGACUAGAGUAUGCUGCUUACGAUCACUUUUCUUCUUGGCUUCCUACUCGACUUGUCGUCCGGACAAAGAUCUGGAGGUGUCGGUGUCUCAACGACGACUAUCCGGAGCAGUUCACAGUAUUGGCACUACGGCAGCUCAUUUUUCCAUUUCACUGAUAUACCAGGAGUUGAUCCAACUAUCACGUUUUCUCAGGUAUCUUCUCAAGGAAGUUAUCAGGGAUUCAAAUCACCACUGCUGCUGUGUAGUGCUCAGAAAAGCUGGAUGAGGUUCAAGUAUGAAGUAGCCUCACCCUCUCUCCUCAGAGUACACAGUCGAAGUAGUGGCUAUAGAGAUCUUGGUGGGCGUUCUUUGACAGGAAUGUGGCAAGCACAUACAAGUGUGGACAGGAUGGUUUCUACUACAACUGGUUACAGAUGUGUGCAACUCACAAAUAGGCUAAACAGGAAUAGGUGUCAAUCCUUUAGAGUGACAGCAACUGUUUCAGUUGAUUGUAAGUAUGUCACAAUCAGUGACAUCACAUUUGGUGACAGGUCAAUUUGUGAACAUUCAUUCAACACAAAGAAAACAUUUAAAUGUAAUUUUGAUGAUGAUGACUGUGGUGUUAGGAAUGAUGCAUGCGGCUUGGUUGACUGGGACAUAAGAUACAAUGAUUCAAGCAGCUUAGACAAACCAUCAUCCCUCUGCAGUAAACAUGUUGGUGUGCCACUACUGAAGCAACAAAUACGAGAAAGUUGCUCAUAUGAUGAUCUCAACAUUGUCAAGCUACAGCAGUCCGGGUUUACCCAGUUUACCACUUCAUCAAGAGUUACUAGGCCGUUUACAAGCACGACUGCAGUCUUAAGCAGACAUAGACGAACAUUUGGAUAUUCUCUUUACCUUGUUCCAUCUCAAAUUGGGGGUGUAGCCAUUGGAAUUCUCAACCUGCCCAUUGUUGUACACCACGAUGACAAUAGUUAUCUGAAAUUUGAGUGUGACAUGAUUGAAGAUGGUUUUCAUGAUCUUAUGGUGACUGCUGUUUGUUUAUCAGACCCUAGCCGCUCACUGAUCCCUCUUGGUCAACUAGGUUUACAUUUUCAUGUUACUCAUUUAACUGGAAAAGGCAUAAGCCACUCAGUCUGCCUAGACCUUCACAGUAAAAUAAAUAUAAGGACAUGCUCGCAGUUUGCAAUACAAAUCAAGGCUGCAGCUGUUCAAACUGCUAUCAUUGUUGAUGACUUUGAGUAUUUGCAAAACCUAAAGGGCAGUUACUGUGAUUAUGGAACCGGAUUUAAGAAAUAAAAUGUGUCCACUUGAGCGAUACCAAUUCAAAUGACCAACUUUGUUGGAUGCUAUUGGUAUGUGAACUGACAUGUGAUGGAUUUAUUACAUUACAUUUUGAGUCUAGGUUGAUGUGCUUUGAUUGCCUGGCAGUACAAAGCUCUAGUAAAGCUCUUAACAGCGUUUUCAGAUAUGCAAAAUAAGAGUUGAAUAAAAAAGUAGAUUGUUACAA
Corticium candelabrum is the source of this 1561-nucleotide messenger RNA. RefSeq lists its product as uncharacterized. Lineage: Eukaryota; Metazoa; Porifera; Homoscleromorpha; Homosclerophorida; Plakinidae. The transcript has 3 exons. The coding region runs from base 82 to 1350 and encodes 422 amino acids. The record is from RefSeq and is a predicted model, not a curated record.